This is a messenger RNA of Pogoniulus pusillus (Red-fronted tinkerbird), 2583 nucleotides long. RefSeq names its product neuregulin 3 (gene NRG3). The transcript has 9 exons. The record is from RefSeq and is a predicted model, not a curated record. Bases 620 to 2581 code for a protein of 653 amino acids. Gene Ontology annotation, molecular function: chemorepellent activity. Lineage: Eukaryota; Metazoa; Chordata; Aves; Piciformes; Lybiidae. Gene Ontology annotation, biological process: animal organ development; nervous system development; intracellular signal transduction.
AGUGGCGGGUGCGCCGCGCCGCGCCGCCGCCUCCCCGCGGAGCAGCCGAGGGAUGCUGCUGCGCCGCGGCCGGGCAUAGGCAGGAGACGAGCGGGCGGGGGAGGGAGCAGAGGGAAGGAAGGAAGGAAGGAAGGAAAGACGGAAAGAAAAGAUACCCCCAUCCCUGAGGGAGAGAAAAAAAGAAGAGAAGCGAGGAGGAGCGUCAAUGUGAAGGAAUGUGCCUGUCCGCCGCCGGAGCCGCACCUUUGGGAUAAGGAGAAAUAAACCGAGGAGCCUGAUUCUUGCGACUUGUUACCCGGGGAAAAAGGAAAAAAAAAAACAAAAGAAAAGCCAUCGAGCGGAGGGAGAAGGAGAGCGACGAGGCUGAAGCGGGCAGUGCAAGAGGCGGGCGCCCGGCGGAUGGAGCGGCCGUCCCGCUGACUCCGCGGCCGCGGGAGGGUGCGCGGCGCGGCGCACGCUAUGCCGGCGGCGUGACUGAGCGGGGUGCUCCCGCCGCCCGCUUCGCUGCGCUCCCCUCCGCCCCACUCCGCUCUCCUCCGCCCCCCUCCGCCGCAUGCCGCCGGCAGCCGCGGCACGCUGAUGCCCUGGAGCCGCGGCGGCGCUGCGGACGGCCCCUAGGAUGAGCGAAGGGGCUGCCGGCGCCGCGGCGCCCGGGGCGGCAGAGGCGGCAGCGGCGGGGGGCCCGGGCGGGGAUGGGGCCGGGGGGCCGCCGCGGGAGCUGCGCUGCAGUGACUGCAUCGUCUGGAACCGGCAGCAGACGUGGCUUUGUGUGGUCCCCCUCUUCAUCGGCUUCAUCGGCCUGGGGCUCAGCCUGAUGCUGCUCAAGUGGAUCGUGGUGGGCUCCGUCAAGGAGUACGUCCCCACCGAGCUGAUGGACGCCAAGGGCGUGGGGCAGGACCCCUUCUUCCUCUCCAAGCCGACCGCCCCCCCACGCGGCGCGGAGACCACCGCCGCUGCCACGCCGCGGCCGCCCAGCCGCGUCAGCCCCCGCCUCACCACGAUGAGCCGGGCCCCCCCGCGGCCAUCGGGCACCCGCGGCCCGGCGCGGAGCGGCCCGCGGCCCACCACGGCGCGACACCCCGCCGCACCCCACACGGCGCCGCCCGCCAGCGGCCCCCCCGGCACGGCCGGCCGCGGCGCUCGGCCACCGCCCGCCACCCCUAGCACCCCGCCGCUGCCCGCCUGGCCCACUGCGGCACACGCUACCUCCUCCUACAAGAUCUAUGUCCACGACUCGGCACCGUCCUGGACCUUGUCUCCCUUCCAGGAGUCAACCACCACCACGACGGAGGCCAGCACGACCCCCAAAAUCCAUACUACAACGUAUUCCACUGAGCGAUCUGAGCACUUUAAGCCAUGCAAAGACAAGGAUCUUGCAUACUGUCUCAAUGAAGGGGAAUGCUUUGUGAUUGAAACCUUAACAGGAUCACAUAAACACUGCCGGUGCAAAGAGGGCUACCAGGGAGUCCGCUGUGACCAAUUUUUGCCGAAAACCGACUCAAUCUUGUCAGAUCCAACAGACCAUUUAGGAAUUGAAUUCAUGGAGAGCGAAGAAGUGUACCAGCGCCAGGUGCUGUCUAUUUCCUGUAUCGUCUUUGGCAUAGUCGUAGUGGGCAUGCUUUGUGCAGCGUUCUACUUCAAAACAAAGAAACAAACAAAGCAAAUUCACGAACAGCUGAAGGAAACACAGAAUAGAAAAACCUAUAGCCUGAACGCUUCCAGCAUGAUGGCAAAGUCAGAGUGUGUGGCACAAAGCCGAGUCCAGCUGCAAAAUUAUUCAAAACCAGAUAGGCAUCCUGGGCCUAUUCUGGACCAAGUUAUGGAGUCUAGUUUUUCAGGCCCUCCAUCUUUCCCAGAGGCCUUGUCUCCCGACAGAGGAACGCAGCCCAUCAAGCAACACAGAAGUCUCUCUUCAUGCUGCAGCCCGGGACAAAAGAGUGGGAUGCUACACAGAAAUGCCUUUCGCAGGACACCUCCCUUACCUCCGGGUAGGUUCAAUGGAAUUACAGGACCAGCAUAUCAACAGCUGGAAGAGUCAAGGAUUACAGACCAGGAUGCAAUGCCUUGUCACGGGUAUUCAUCCGGUGGUUUAAAAACUCCUCAGAAUACUUCAAUAAAUAUGCAACUGCCUUCAAGAGAGACAACUCCUUAUUUUAAUAACGUGGAUCAGAAGGAUUUGGUCAGCUAUUCAUCUUCAAGGGCCAGCUCCGUUCCCAUCAUCCCAUCUGUGGGCUUGGAUGAAGCCUGCAUGCAAAUGCAAAAUGUUUCUGAAGUAAGAGGCAUCAAAUGGUGCAAAAACUCCUAUUCAGCUGAACUUGUCCAUGUGAGUUCCCCAGUCAGUAAUUGUCUUAUAGCAGAACAACACGAAGUGAAAAUAUUGCUAGAAACUGUGCAGGAGCAGAUUCGGAUUCUGACAGAUGCGAGGCGAUCGGAGGACUAUGACCUGGCGAGUGUAGAAGCAGAGAGCAGCGCAAGUGAAAACACAGCCUUCCUGCCCAUGAGCCCCAUGGCCAAGUCAGAGCGAGAGGCACAAUUUGUCUUAAAAAGCGAAACACAAAGAGACUCAGUAUUGACCAAGUGACU